GUACAAAACCCUACCUGGUAGAUUCGGUCCGAGCUCUAAGAAAAACCCCAAACCUAAAUCUACCCCAAUCAGUCUUUCCCCAAACCUAGUCAGGAUCGGACUGGGUUAGUCCCAACAGACCUUUUCCAUUGCAUCCUUAUAUACAAAUCCCUGUGAAACAACGAAAUCCAGAAUUUUUAAGAAAAUCAUUUCCUUUCCUCCAAAUACCUCCAUUCAAAGCAUAGUCCGAAUUGGGCCUGAGUCGUCCUUCAAUCCAAACCAAUCUACUCGGGUUGCAAACUAGACGUCUAGUUGUAUUACAGCAAGCUACAUAGGUGAAGCAGUUUUGCUCCUUAUGUUUGCAGGAUAUGCUACUCAUAAUGUGAGCGUCCUUUGUAAUAGUAUGAAAUGGGACUGGGGUGAUUGUGAUGCCUAGAUAAAGCCCAAGAAGCUCUUUCUCAUCUUUCCCAAAUGAGGGUGACUUUGAUGUCUAGCUAAACCCCAAGAGCUCUUUCUCAUCAUUUCUACACAUGGGAAGAGAAGAGAAAUCUAUAUUGACUGGAGAAGCUGUGAGCUGCAAUCCAAUGGCUAAAGUUUGUUGGCCUUACUUUGAUCCUGAGUAUGAGAACUUGAGCAUGAGAAUAAAUCCUCCAAGGGUGUCUGUAGACAAUUUAAGUUGCAGCGACUGUACUCUGAUCAAGGUUGACAGCAUGAACAAACCAGGAAUACUGCUGGAAGUGGUACAAAUCCUAACAGACAUUGACCUCCUAAUUACCAAAGCUUACAUCUCUUCUGAUGGCGGAUGGUUCAUGGAUGUGUUUCAUGUCACCGAUCAACAAGGAAACAAAAUUACAGAUGGAAAAAUCAUCGACUACAUUGAGAAGGCUCUAGGACCAAAGGGAGACACCAUAGAUGGGGUAAAGACUUGGCCAGGAAAACGAGUUGGGGUGCACUCUGUUGGUGAUCACACGGCCAUUGAGCUCAUUGGCAAGGACCGCCCAGGCCUCUUAUCAGAGAUCUCUGCUGUUUUAGCUGACCUCCACUUUAAUGUGGUAGGUGCUGAAGUUUGGACACACAACAGACGAAUUGCAUGUGUUGUCUAUGUCAAUGAUGAUGCCACAUGCCGUGCUGUGGAUGACCCAACUCGAUUAUCUGUUAUGGAGGAGCAACUCAAGAAUGUGUUACGUGGAUGCGAGGAUGAUGACAAAGUGGCUCGAACCAGUUUCUCCAUGGGGUUCACUCAUGUUGAUCGGAGGCUUCACCAGAUGUUGUUUGCAGACAGGGAUUAUGAAGGUGGUGGAACAACAAUUGAAGCUGAUUAUCCUCCCUCCUUCAAACCAAAAAUCACAAUUGACCGUUGUGAGGAUAAGGGAUACUCAGCGGUUAGUGUCAUGUGUAAAGAUCGGCCAAAACUGAUGUUUGACAUUGUGUGCACACUCACAGAUAUGCAAUAUGUUGUUUUCCAUGCCAGCAUUUCAUCCGAUGGUCCCUAUGCAUCACAGGAGUAUUUUAUUCGUCACAUGGAUGGUUGCACACUUGAUAAUGAAGGAGAGAAGGAAAGGGUCAUCAAAUGUCUUGAAGCUGCAAUUCGACGAAGAGUAAGCGAGGGUUUAAGCCUGGAGCUCUGUGCAAAGGAUAGAGUAGGCUUGUUAUCUGAAGUGACAAGGGUUCUCCGAGAACAUGGAUUGUCAGUUACCAGAGCGGGCGUCUCAACAGUUGGAGAGCAAGCAAUGAAUGUUUUCUACGUGAGAGAUGCUUCUGGAAAACCAGUGGACAUGAAGACCAUAGAAGCGCUUCGUAAAGAAAUCGGACACACUAUGAUGCUUAACGUGAAGAAGGAACCAUCCAGUGCUAAGACACCUGAGGCUAGCGGAUGGGCCAAGACGAGCUUCUUCUUCGGAAGCCUGUUCGAAAGGCAACGCUCUCGAUAUGGAAUAACUUAAGAAGAAGUAAUGCUUAUAGAUGGAGUGGUUUAAGGAACAAAGGAAAAGGACCAGUAAUAUUUUUCUUCCAAAGAAUGAGUGACAACUGGGAUGGUAAUGUGCUCUAAGCUCUGGUGUGUCACGCAAGCGAAGCUAACAGGUCAAAGUGGUUGAACCGAAGCAAUGGCCCUGGCUGGAGAGUUACGUGAUCACAUUUGCUCCCGGUUAGAAAACCGAGGCAGCUCUGAAGCGUCUUCAGUUCUCAAGAAACCCAGCCCUUUUAAUGAGAAAUCCAAUGUGGCCAACUCACAUAUUUUAAA
This is a messenger RNA of Vitis riparia (riverbank grape), 2221 nucleotides long. RefSeq names its product ACT domain-containing protein ACR3. NCBI's taxonomy places the organism in Eukaryota, Viridiplantae, Streptophyta, Magnoliopsida, Vitales, Vitaceae. The record is from RefSeq and is a predicted model, not a curated record. The coding region runs from base 510 to 1922 and encodes 470 amino acids. The transcript is spliced from 9 exons.